Molecule: messenger RNA, 2207 nt
Organism: Myxozyma melibiosi
Lineage: Eukaryota; Fungi; Ascomycota; Lipomycetes; Lipomycetales; Lipomycetaceae
Product: Centromere/kinetochore Zw10-domain-containing protein
Exons: 4
Coding region: 106-2157 (683 amino acids)
Biological process (GO): mitotic spindle assembly checkpoint signaling; endoplasmic reticulum to Golgi vesicle-mediated transport
Cellular component (GO): RZZ complex
Source: RefSeq, a predicted model, not a curated record
UACGUCAUCAACCUUCUCCGAGCCCUGAGCCGCGCCCAUCUUCACCACACUCCACCCACACUCAAGAGUAGACGUACAUCCUCAAUUACUCUCGCAAAAAACGAGAUGGCUGCUUCAGAGGCCGUGGUGGUCCGGUCGCUCGUCGAAUUCAUCCAAGACGGCCGGUUCCCAGACUCGCAGGCUGCCGCGGACGCGAAAAUCUCUGACCGUUCGAACGUGGCUGCAAUCUCGCGCGCUGUCGACGAGGCCAUCGCUGAGAUUAAGAGUGAUGUUGAAGCGCUUGGGUUUGAGAAUGCGUGGGAUUUGGAUACGUACCUGACGCAGUCUCGGGAACUGUAUACUGAUAUCCAGAGUUCAGAGACUCAGCUUCGAGAGCUCGAGCAGGCUGCGAAGGAGCAUGAGAAUGCGGACGAAAAGAUCUACAAGCUGCGAGACACACUCGACACCCUGACGACCGCGCACGACUCGACCGUGACGAAAAUCGACGCGCUCAACAAGAUCUGGUUCAUAAAAGCGACGUUGAUCGAAUUACGAUCAUGUUUCAGCUCCGGCAUGCUCGUGCAGACGGUGCCGUUGCUGAAAUCUGCCGAGUCGAAGAUAACGGGGUUCGAGGACUGGGAGCAUGUCACGUUGCUGAGUAGUCUGAAAGAGGAGGUCAACGCGCUUGAUUCAAAGGUUUUUUACUCGCUGGAUUUGCUGUGGACUAAGGCGGUCGAGUUUCAGGUGGAUUAUUCGAGGGUGGCGGUGUACAAGUCUGUCGACCUUGGAGAGUUUACGGAUGUGUCGUUGGAGGAUAUAGCAGAAGCGCUGAAGCGAUAUGAUCAUGCAGGAAAACUGAAAGCGUUGACGACGCAGCUGAAAACCAAGAUCCUUGCGCAGAUACUCGAUGCGUCCACAGCACUAACAGUGACGGUGGACAAAAGCUCAGACAAAAAGUCAAGCCUGGUGAUUGAAAAAGAGGAGGGUAAAGAAGGAGGGAGCUCGGUUGACGUCGUGCUAGAGAAUCUAUCAACGUUCAUCGAGUUCAUCAACGACAUGUUUCCCGAGCCGAUUGCGCACGCGUUGGCGGUUGAACUGUCGACAGUCAUAACGACCACGCUGAUCGACGUGAUUCUCCAAGACGCGAUCCCGCUCGCGCUGGACACCGAACUCGCCAGGUUUGAGCGCACGCUGGCGCAGAUCCGCAAGUUCGACAGCUUCCUUCGGGAUCGCAAGUGGACGCGCGCGCUCGAGCUCGAAGAAUGGGUGCGUCGCGUGCCGUCAGUAUGGUACAAGAAGAAGUGCGAUGCCGUGCUGGCUGAGACGAGGGCGAUCGUGCGCGGGGCGGCGGAGAGUGAUCGGAAGAUUGUGGAGCGGGUCGGGGCUGAGUUUUCGUCGUUUGACGCGGUGCAGGAGGCGUCUGAGCGGCGAGGGGAGUUAGGCGGGCGAAGGAGUUUGGAGGUGAUUUCUGCGGUGGAGCAGAGUAGUGGGGAUGAGUAUGACUGGAAUGAGGAGUGGGAGGAGGAUACGCCUGGGACUCCUGCUGCUGGUAAUACUCCAGCCGACGAAGCGGAUGAUGGGUGGGGUGAUUUUGACGUCGAUCUGGAUGACGAGCAGCCGGAGAAAAAAGAGGAAGAGGAUGAGCCUGAUGAUUGGAACUGGGGAGUUGAUGAGGACGUUCUCGCGUCAGGUCCACCAUCUCCCGUGAAACCGACGAGGACAAAACCAAAGCCACUAAUCCAAUCGUCCAAAGCGGCCAAGAAAUCAAUCAAGCCGCUGAUAAUCCCCAAAUCAGCACCAGCCCCGAGCAGCAGCAGCCGGAGCAGCAGUAUCGGCGGCGGCGGACUGAACGAGACUUUCGUGGUGACGAGUGUUCCAGAGAAACUGCUGGCGCUGAUUUCGUCGCUCGAGCGGGACUCAGUCGAUCUGACGACGCGGUACCGGACGUCGUCGAUCGCGGCGGCGGGAAAACAGCUGCGCGCGCUGAUCAGCUACGUGUUGGCAGCGUAUCGCGCGCUGGCGCCGCUGCAUUACGGGGAUAGUUUUGAUGCGAAUUUUUAUCUGUCGAACGAUUGCUUGUAUCUUGCCGAGAGCGUGAGUCAGCGGAUGAGGGAUUUGGGCGCGGAUGCGUUUUUGCUGAAGGAGAUGAGUAACCGGUAUGCGUCGGUUGAGGAUUAGCUGUGGAUUCUACGAAGAAUAAAGACUAGAUAAUGAAAAAAUGAUUAUAU